AUGUCAUUCCCUUAUAAGCAUGUUCUCCUCAUCGGAGCUACAUCUGGAAUCGGUCUUGCAAUGGCUGAACGUCUUGUUCAAGAAUGUAAAGUCACCGUCGUCGGUCGUCGCAAGGAUCGAUUCGAUGAGUUUGUAGCCAAGCAUGGCGAUAAAGCGAAAUCCAUCUCUUUCGAUAUCGGUGAUACUGAGAAAGCCUCCCAAUUUGCAGCUGACGUGAUUGAGAGCUCUCCCGAUAUCGAUUGCGUCUUCCUCAACGCAGGAUAUCAACGCAAACAUGAUUUUUCUAAGCCUGAAAGUGUUGAUAUCAAGGGCUUCAUUUAUGAGACGCACGUUAAUUUUACCAGCUUUGUGGUAUUAACUCAUGAUUUUCUUCCGUAUCUUUUAAAGAAAAAGCAAGAGACCAGCUUCAUCUAUACAACUACAAACCUGAGCAUGGUGCCAGCCAUAAGAGUAUCGGGUUACUCUUCUUCCAAGGCAGCUCUCAGCGCGUUCAUUCUUUGCUUAAGGGACGACCUUCGGGACACGUCAGUAAAGGUCAUCGAGUUAUCCCCUCCCUUGGUUCAAACCGAAAUCCAUGACUAUAUGGGACCCCACGGUCGUAACAUGGGUAUGCCUAUCGGCGAAUUUACAGCCAAAGCAUAUACCGGUCUAUGCAGUGGUGAAGACACCAUUUUCAUCGGCGAUGGAGCCUACGUUGGUAGCAUCUUGGAACUUGGCAAAAAGAAAAGAGAGUUGUUUGAGGAAUUGGCGAAGUCGAUUAGAAGCCGUUGA
Botrytis byssoidea is the source of this 771-nucleotide messenger RNA. RefSeq lists its product as uncharacterized. The record is from RefSeq and is a predicted model, not a curated record. Bases 1 to 771 code for a protein of 256 amino acids. The transcript has 3 exons. NCBI's taxonomy places the organism in Eukaryota, Fungi, Ascomycota, Leotiomycetes, Helotiales, Sclerotiniaceae.